AUGGUUCACAUUAGUCCCUUCAAAGUGGAGGAGUGGAUGGAUCGUCUCGAGACAACCCCAGGCGUCCUCAACAUUGCCGAAACCUGCUGCGAAUCGGUCUCCGUCGAAGAUCUGUACAAGCUCGCGGACAGAGACGCGUGUCCCCCGCCCCUGGACCUCACCUCCCGAAAGCUCACAUACGGCCACAUAGAGGGCUCACCCAACACGAGGCAGAAGAUUGCCAAUCUGUACAGGGACGAUGGCGCCCCAGAUCUAGAUGUGGACAAUGUGCUCGUGACGCAAGGUGCCAUUGGCGCCAAUUUCCUGACGUUGUAUGCCCUCAUCAGCGCUGGGGACCAUGUCAUCUGCGUCUACCCUACCUACGAGCAGCUCUACGAGGUGCCCAUGAGUAUCGGUGCCGAUGUCACCCUCUGGCGUCUGGAAGAGAAGGACUCAUAUAUCCCGAACCCCACGCAGCUAGAGUCGUUGGUCCGGGAUAACACAAAGAUGAUUAUCAUCAACAACCCCAACAACCCCUUCGGAACGACCAUUCCAAGGGGCUCACUCACCCAAAUCAUUGAUUUCGCCAGACCACGAGGUCUGAUCGUGAUGGCUGAUGAGGUCUAUCGUCCUCUCUUCCACAGCUUGCCCGAACACGAGCGAAGCCCCCCUUCUAUCCUCUCUCUUGGCUACGACAAGACCAUUUCCACAUCGUCCAUGUCCAAGGCGUGGUCCUUGGCCGGCAUUCGAUUCGGUUGGAUCGCAACGCGGGACGAGGAGAUUAUGACAGCCAUCAAGAGCGCUAGGAAUUACACCACGAUAUCCGUCUCUCAGCUGGACGACCAGAUUGCAGGGCUAGCCCUGUCUGCGGCCGUGCGGCCAAGUCUCCUCAGACGAAACAUCGAGCUAGCGCAGACCAAUCUCGCACUGCUCGAGGCAUUCGUUCACAAGUACAGUGAGAUAUGCUCCUGGACUAAACCAGCAGCCGGUACCACGGCUAUGAUCCGCUUCGAGAGGAGGGGCCAGUCGGUGAAAGAUGAUGAGUUCUGUCUCGAGGUGUUGGAGAAGACGCGCGUGCUGGUCAUGCCGGGAUCAACGUGUUUCGGGGGUGGGGAGUAUUUUGAAGGAUACAUGCGGUUCGGAUACGUAUCGAGCACCAAGGUGCUCAAAGAAGCGCUGGAUGCACUGGGUCAUUACCUAGAGAAUGGGUUCGCUCAUGGUGGCUGA
Emericellopsis cladophorae is the source of this 1206-nucleotide messenger RNA. RefSeq names its product Aspartate aminotransferase. The transcript is spliced from 2 exons. The coding region runs from base 1 to 1206 and encodes 401 amino acids. Gene Ontology annotation, molecular function: pyridoxal phosphate binding. The record is from RefSeq and is a predicted model, not a curated record. Gene Ontology annotation, biological process: biosynthetic process. Lineage: Eukaryota; Fungi; Ascomycota; Sordariomycetes; Hypocreales; Bionectriaceae.